Vombatus ursinus (common wombat) is the source of this 2554-nucleotide messenger RNA. It is a transcript of the gene DPH7, whose product is annotated as diphthamide biosynthesis 7. Bases 278 to 1825 code for a protein of 515 amino acids. NCBI's taxonomy places the organism in Eukaryota, Metazoa, Chordata, Mammalia, Diprotodontia, Vombatidae. The transcript is spliced from 9 exons. The record is from RefSeq and is a predicted model, not a curated record. Gene Ontology annotation, molecular function: protein binding.
GGAGGGACUGGGUCCCUGUGGAGUAAGGUCUUUCUGCAUUCGGCAAGGGCCCCCACCGACGCAGCCUUUCUGGCCCCUGGAACAGUGUUUGAGUGUCAGCCCACGGCCGAGCCCCGCCCUUCUGGUUCUAGUUCUGCGCCAUCUCGUCCCGCCCCCUCCGAUUCUAGCCCCGCCCAAUCACGUUCUCGCUUUUCCUGCGCCACGUCCGGUCUUUUUCUGGCCAGUGUUGUUAGCCGGCGGGCCCUCCCUUCUGGCUCCACUUUCGCUCGUGGUUUUCAUGCCCUACCGCAUGGCCUCCCAGGACGCGGAUUCCCAGACAGCCUACUUCCAGGCUCUCCUCCGGGAGGAUGUGCCACCUGUUGAGACCGUUGGGGUGAUUGACACGGAGUACAGCGCGGACACCGUGGAGUGGUGCCCGCUGGAGGGCAUGAGUGACCUGCUGGUCUGCGGCACCUACCAGCUGCAGGCACUGGAGUCCGAAUCCGACAUGUCCGCCGCCCUCCCAGAGGCGGAGCCCGAAGCUAAUAAGCUGGGGAGCCAGGGUGGAUCGAGCAUCAUUGAAGUUGUGGAUGCUUAUGUCCGUAUGGGUCGUCUUUACCUGUAUAGAUUCAAUAAGGAUGCCACUGAUUCCCCUCUUACUGAAAUCCAGAGGAAAGACUGUGCUGCUAUUCUGGAUAUGAAAUGGUGCUCCGUUCCAGUUGCUGGCCAGGCUGUCCUGGGAUUUGUAGAUGCUCAAGGAUGCAUAGAGUUGCUUAAGUUGAUGGAAUUAGAGAAGAACCAUUACACAUUACAGCCACUUCUUAAGAAAGACCUGGGGGAACAUCGUAUUGCAUUGUCUCUGGACUGGUCAGUGGGACAAGCCAUGAGGGCCACUGGUCAGCCCUUAAGAAUAAUUAGCAGUGAUUCGAAGGGGCACCUCCACUUCCUUGCUGUGGAUGAAUCAGAAUCUUCAAUACAUAAUCUGUCAGAUUGGAAGGCUCAUGACUUUGAAGCCUGGAUUGCUGCCUUUGAUUACUGGCAAACAGACAUAGUCUAUUCAGGUGGUGAUGAUGGGCUUCUGAAAGGUUGGGACACCAGGAGCAACCUGGACAGCCCUUUAUUUACCAGUAAGAGACAUUCAAUGGGUGUGUGCAGUAUCCAGAGCAAUCCCCACCAGGAGAAUAUUCUGGCCACAGGAAGUUAUGAUGAGCACAUUCUCUUAUGGGACACCCGUAACAUGAACCAGCCAUUUGAUGACAUUUGUGUAAAUGGAGGUGUGUGGAGACUCAAGUGGCACCCUGUGUACUCUCACCUACUUCUGGCUGCGUGUAUGCACAGUGGCUUCAAGAUCCUCAACUGCCACAAGCCUUUGGAGGAGAGGAAGGAGGGAUCCUUUAUCUCUGUGUCCUAUGAGUCGCACAGUUCAUUGGCAUAUGGAGCUGACUGGUCCAGGCUUUGUCUACACCCUGAUAAACAAACUCAACAACAGGCUUUUUCAGCAUCUGACGAUAAGAAUGACAUGGGGACCUGGAAAUCAGAUAUUCCUUGGAAUACGGAUACCGCAUGUCCAUUGUCUUCAUCCUCUUUGGAUACAAUAGCCAAAAAAAAGAGUUCAGAUGAGCUAGGCACAGUGAAUGAGGGGAUCGUAACAGAGACGCUGGACUUCUUGGUCCCACUGGUUACUAAGGAGGGUUCUGGUCAUCUUACUGCAGGGUCAAAGGGAAUGGCUCUUGAGGCUGAAGAACCUACUAAAACGAAGACUGUUGUGAAUCUCUUAGCCACGUGUUCCUUUUAUGAUCACUCCCUUCACCUCUGGAAGUGGGAAGCAAGGUCAAUUAAAGCAUAACUUACUAUGACCAAUUUUCAGAUUGGACUUAAAAAGGGCAGCCAUUUCCACAAAUGAAUCUGAAAUACUGGGUUCUUCAUUGUGAGUGAAUUGUACAAGGAUUUUAUUGUUCCUUGUGAUAUUUAACCCUGUUUAACUUUUUAAAAUGAAGUUUCUCUGAUUACAUGUAGUACUCAGCCACUUCUUUGAAUAGCCAUGUAUAGUUAUGAGGAAGCUAGUGGCUUCUUUAAAUGAAAAUCUACUACUAGGCUUAUUGCAAGCUGCUAAGGAGGUGGUUUCUUUCUUUGUAGUCCUUAAAUUUGGUGUUCUUGCCAUUCAGAGUUGGCUAAGCAUUUCUGCUUUGAAGGGUAUUUCAUAUGGAUCUUAGCUUUUGAGUUCCUAAAAUUGACCUUUUCUACCUCUGAUGACUGUCAAAUAUCAAUAUAAAUUCUUUGCUAAGCUACCUUCUUAGCAGAGGGCAUGAAAUGGAAAUUGUAUACCCUGGCACAAUUGGUUGCUUAUUCUGGCUAAGUGAGACUAAAUGCCCAAUUCUGGGGGAAAAGGAGUGUUCUAGGAAUGUUAUCUUUUACAAAGAAAUCUUUUAAAAUAUAGCCUUAGUAGUGAUGACUGAAAUGUCUGUAGAAGAUAAGAUAUGUCCAUUCCAGUUACUUUUGUUCAAAUUGUAAAUUUCUUUUAAAAUGAAAUUAUUUCCUCAGGAAAACACCUUAAAAACAAAUAAAGUUUCGUAAU